GUUUUGUGUUGCAAUUUUCUGCUUUUUAAUUUUGAAUUCAAAUCCCAGUUUCGGGAUUGAGCCAGUAUGUUCCCGGUUUCAUUACGAGGAACAAACGUUAGAAAAGAUGAUCAGGCAGGAAAUAUUCGUGGAGAAAAUGAAAGCUGACAUUGAUGACUCUAAACAGCACGUAGUGGACGCUAUUGUAGAUUUAAAGAAUGAGAGAAACAAGUUUGCAGUGGAUUUUGAAAGGUUGAAACAUGACGUUGAAACCAUGAAUGACAACCUUGAAAAUGCGUUAAAUGGUAUGCAAUCACAAACUGAAAAAGUCAUUCAGGACUAUACCACAGAAAUGGAAACAUUAAAAGGUUCUGUCGUCACACCUAUCGUCGCAUUCAAAGCUCACGUUGUGUCUGACAAGUCAUUGAGCAACAGCAAGGUUAUAAUAUUCUCAAAGAAUAUUUUUAACACGGGUAAUGCUUACGACAAUGCAACUGGCAUCUUCAAAGCACCGAUUGGGGGCGUAUACCUAUUCGCGACUGAGAUAUGUUUAUCUCCCCGUACCUAUUCGUACUUCGGCAUCACUUUGAAUGGGGAACUUAUCUCUCAAUCUCUGCUUAGAGACAAUCAGUGGACUAAAUGUUAUACAAUGGAUGCCAUCGUUGCAGUCAACAAGGGCGGUGACGUUUCGGUUAAAUGUUCUAGCUCUUGUGAUAGCAGUGAGAGCUUGAGUGGAUCUCCUCUUUAUCAGACAAGCAGUUUCUCGGGUGUACUAGUCCACAAACUUGUCGUUUGAAUUACAACCGAAAUAACA
This is a messenger RNA of Mercenaria mercenaria, 793 nucleotides long. RefSeq lists its product as uncharacterized. Gene Ontology annotation, molecular function: protein binding. Bases 107 to 775 code for a protein of 222 amino acids. Lineage: Eukaryota; Metazoa; Mollusca; Bivalvia; Venerida; Veneridae. The transcript has 2 exons. The record is from RefSeq and is a predicted model, not a curated record.